ACUCCUACAAAAACCCCUUCCCGUGAAUGUCACCGAAUCCCAACUAUCUUCAAAGCUUCUACAGAGCAACCAUGGCGUGUAGGGUUUCGAUUUGCUUCUUCUUUCUCUUCGCGCUCUCUCUCCUCGCGUCUCAGAUCUCUGCCGAGGACUCCGAUGCCAAAGAGUUCGUUCUCACAUUGGAUCACUCCAACUUCCACGACACUGUCAGCAAGCACGAUUUCAUCGUUGUCGAGUUCUACGCACCGUGGUGUGGCCACUGUAAGAAGCUUGCUCCCGAGUAUGAAAAGGCUGCUUCAAUUUUGAGUAGUCACGAUCCACCCGUUGUUUUGGCUAAAAUUGAUGCCAAUGAAGAGAAGAACAAAGAGGUUGCAUCUGAAUAUGAUGUCAGGGGAUACCCUACAAUUAAGAUUUUCAGAAAUGGGGGAAAGAAUGUUCAAGAAUACAAAGGUCCUCGCGAAGCAGAAGGCAUCAUUGACUAUUUGAAGAAACAAAGUGGUCCUGCUUCAACUGAAAUUAAAUCUGCUGAUGAAGCUACUGCAUUUAUUGGUGAAAAUAAAGUUGCUAUUGUUGGAGUUUUCCCAAAAUUUUCCGGGGAGGAGUUUGAUAACUUCUCUGCCUUAGCCGAGAAGUUGCGUUCUGAUUAUGACUUUGGUCACACUCUGAAUGCCAAGCACCUUCCAAAAGGAGAAUCAUCAGUUGAGGGUCCCGUUGUUAGGUUGUUCAAGCCAUUCGAUGAACUUUUUGUUGACUUCAAGGAUUUCCAUGGGGAAGCUCUAGAGAAAUUUGUUGAAGAAUCUAGUAUCCCUGUUGUUACUGUCUUUAACAAUGAUCCGAGCAAUCACCCUUUUGUUGUCAAAUUCUUCAACAGUCCCAAUGCAAAGGCAAUGUUGUUCAUCAACUUCACUGCUGAAAGUGCUGAAUCUUUCAAAUCAAAAUACCGUGAAGCUGCUGAGCAAUUUAAACAACAGGGUGUAAGCUUUCUUGUGGGAGAUGUUGAGUCUAGUCAAGGUGCUUUUCAGUAUUUUGGACUGAAGGAAGACCAAGUACCUCUAAUUAUCAUACAACAUAAUGACGGGAAGAAAUUUUUUAAACCCAAUUUGGAAGCUGAUCACAUUUCAACUUGGUUGAAGGCAUACAAGGACGGGAGCAUUGCACCAUUCGUGAAGUCUGAACCUAUUCCUGAAACCAACAACGAACCUGUUAAAGUGGUGGUUGGCGACAGUCUUCAGGACAUUGUUUUCAACUCUGGGAAGAAUGUUCUGCUGGAGUUUUAUGCUCCCUGGUGUGGUCAUUGCAAACAGUUGGCUCCAAUAUUGGACGAAGUUGCUGUCUCAUAUCAAAAUGAUGCUGAUGUUAUUAUUGCAAAACUGGAUGCAACUGCCAACGAUAUCCCAAGUGACACCUUUGAUGUCCAAGGUUAUCCAACUGUGUACUUCAGGUCAGCAAGUGGAAAGAUAUCACAAUACGAUGGCAACAGGACCAAGGAUGACAUCAUAGAAUUCAUCGAAAAGAACCGGGAUAAACAUGCUCAGGCUCAGCAAGAGCAAGUAAAAGAUGAGCAAAAAACCACCGGAAAAGAUGAGCUUUGAAAG
This is a messenger RNA of Cajanus cajan (pigeon pea), 1592 nucleotides long. RefSeq names its product protein disulfide-isomerase. Gene Ontology annotation, biological process: response to endoplasmic reticulum stress; protein folding. The record is from RefSeq and is a predicted model, not a curated record. Gene Ontology annotation, cellular component: endoplasmic reticulum. Gene Ontology annotation, molecular function: protein disulfide isomerase activity. Lineage: Eukaryota; Viridiplantae; Streptophyta; Magnoliopsida; Fabales; Fabaceae.